This is a messenger RNA of Cadophora gregata, 3353 nucleotides long. RefSeq lists its product as uncharacterized. The transcript has 4 exons. NCBI's taxonomy places the organism in Eukaryota, Fungi, Ascomycota, Leotiomycetes, Helotiales, Ploettnerulaceae. The coding region runs from base 305 to 2983 and encodes 892 amino acids. The record is from RefSeq and is a predicted model, not a curated record. Gene Ontology annotation, biological process: eisosome assembly.
AUCAGAGGAAAGCAAACAAAACAACUGAUCUGAUCUGAUCUGCCUUACCUCUCUCUUCAUCUUUCUAUCUACCAUAUCAUAUCAUAUCAUAUCAUACCCACUCCAUCUCUUGAUACUCCUGUUACUACGAUUCUCUCUCCUACAUCCUAUCGUACCUUACUUUUCGUCUACCUUUGAUUGCUUAUCGAAGAGCUCCUGAAGCUGUCCAGACACGGGCUUGGACCCACAGUCAGUGAACCACCUCCACUAAGCUUCACCAUUUCAUAUCAACGUCAUCGGCUCGAAGCGCGAAAGUCCCGUGGUAAUGGCGCAGACAUCAACCGCCGCAGUGCCAACCGGGCCAAUCCAGGAUACGAAACCUCACACGAGCUCCACAAAACUGGAGGAUCAAGCAGCUUUGGCCGCUCUCUAUGUCACCAAGUACGACAACAGCAACGGCAGCCCCAAGAAGAGUGGCAAGGAGUUUCUCGAUAAGGACAACAAAUUGUCUUCUGCUGGCGCCGCAGCUUCUCUCAAAUAUGCCAAUCCCCAGGACCUCCCAAGCUACCCCUCCAGCGGGCUGAAGAAGAACGACUCUGCUGCCGGUGCGGCUGCGAGUUUAGGAUGGGCCAAUCAGAAGUCUUUCGAGCAUUGGAAACCAGACCCAUCCGCCUCAGCGUCUGCGGCAGCGAUGCAAGCCCAUGACUACAAGAUGGCCCCCCUCUGGCAACCCGAAGCAAGCGCGCAUGGCGCAAAGGCUGCCCUUCUGGCGCAUAGAGAUGGAGGAAAAGUCGAGAUAUGGAAGCCGGAAGCAAAGUCGGCAUGGGGAAAUUCUGCUGCGACUCAAGCUAUGGCAAGCCAUCGCCAGGGCGGUCUCUCGCCUCAACUCGACUAUGGACAUACAGACUUGGGUCGUCAGGGUUCGCUCUUAGCAGCAACUGGAGCUAUGGCUUCUAGCAGGAAGAGAGCUCAAUCUAUCCCCAAUAUUGCGCCACAGCCCGAUACAUAUCCAGACGAGUCCAAUGCAGCUGCUAAUGCCCUAAGAGCUGCCACUUCGGCGUCAAAAUCUGGCAGAAAGGGCGAAAUGCCAGAGGCCGGAGCUGUUCCGUACACCAACAUGUCUCGGGAAAUGUAUACUGCUGCUCCUCCAGUUCAGCCCGAGGUCGACGAGAAGAACAGGCAGGAUACUUUAAGGGCUUCUGCGGUUGCUAUGGCUCAAUCAAUGUAUCAGUACCAGCAACGACAGAUUGAUGCUGCCACACACGCUCAGAGUGGAGCUUCCGCUGCUCAUCGAAGAAACUCCUCGCUUGACUCGGCAGAUCGAGCGCAACCUAUGCGCUUUAACAACCUGCAAGAGGCAGCUCAAAAGCUGGCGCAGGAAAGACUGGCUAAGCUACACGAUGAGCAUGCUCAGAAUCGCGAGUACCGUGAUUACUAUUCCAGUAACAAUUCGGCUCCCCAGUCAAGACUUUCACUAAGAGGAAGAAACCGAAACCGUGCUUCGAGCCUGGGAGCUUUUGACGAGGACAAGGCGCAGUCUAACAAAAUCCGAGCUCAAAUGUCACAAUUCUCAUCCAAUUUGUCCCAGGUUAACGCAAAGAAAAGACAACAAGAUCAUGAGAAGUUGAUUGCUGCUGCUCAACGAAACGUUACAAAAAGUCUACAUGGUAUGGACGAGAAGGUGUUUGCCGACACGGGCAAGAUUGCACCAUCUCUAUUGAACGAAUGGGAAGUCAAGGCACAUGCAGCUGCACAGGCUAACAGCGCCACCCGAAUGGAGAAUCAUGGCAAAGUUCAUAUUGGUGGUGGGAAAUUUAUCGAUCAGAGCGAGAUUGACAAGGUUGCAGCCCGAAAUGUUCAACCAGUCUUAGACGAAAUCAACGAGAAGGCGGAGGCGGAGCGAGAGAGACAGGCUGCGCUCAAAGUAGAGCAAGAAACGCAACAGCGAAAAGCAGCUGAGAAGAAGGCUCGGGAGAAGGAACAAAAAGAAAUCGAGAAGAAGCUGAGACAACAAGACAAAGAGGAGAAGAAGCUCGAGAGACAAGAAGAGAAGAAUGCUGCGAAAGAGAAGCGCAAAUCAUUGAAGUCCGAAGGAGGUGGCGGGGGGCUCACAGGUAUUCUUCCUGGCUUCAAGAAAGGAGCAUCUGGUGGAACGGACGCUGGAACGACAACGACUAUCGUCAGUGAAAAGCCGGGUGCAGAACCUGCCCCAGAUCAUAGAGAGGAGCCAACUAUCGCUGAACGUCGAGAAUCUGCUGUUCCGACACCUAUCCGCACUUCAAUGGAAGACCAAGCUAGCCUACGUAUGCGCGAAACUGUCGCCGCUGCAAAUGGCGAUGAGGUAACUCCUAUGUCGGCUUCUUCAGGAUCUCCUAAGGAUAGCAAAGUCAAGAGUUGGCUCAAGACCAAGUUCUCUCGUCGUAUGAGCAAGGGCCAGAAAUCUCCCGGUCUCGAGAAGGAGAACAGUGCAGGAAGUGGAUUUGUCGGUGGCGCAGCUUUGACGGGAGCGAGCGUAAACAACAGCACCACAUCCUUGGGCGGAAAGAGCUCUUCUGUUCGUGAGGUCGCGACAGCUGGAACGUCUUCUGCUGCUCCAGCAUCUACAAGUGCCGCCACCGAGCCCACUGUUGAUCAUUACGGACUCGAGACACUCGACAAAUCUCCCACGCACAUCGAGUCCGAUCCGGAGCUUGAAGCCGACUCAGAUACCGGAUCUGAUGUCUCAUCGGUCCACAGAGCUGCUGCCCUGCCCGAGCCAUCCAGAGCCAGCGAGUCAGUACAAACUACAGAGUCAACAAAGGCUGCUGCCACAGAGACUGGAACUGAAGAGAGAGGCAGACCUGUCAGCAAGAUCAGUACAGUCAGUAGCAUGGGACGCGAGGACGACGAAGAGUUCCAGGAGGCAAGAGAUAACUUUGACGAAGACCUUGCACCACCUCCUACUUUCCCUGCUGAGAAAAGUACCAGUCCAGCAAGAACUGCGAAGUUUACGGAGAAUAUCUGAGGGGUGGCACUUGAAAGGCAUGCCGCACAGGGGAGAGAGAAUGAUGAUGAUAUACUAAGAUUGUGCCUGUACUACUUAACGGUUCGUGUUUUUGGGAGCUAUUCAAUUCUAGCGCGGGGUUUUACGUUCGUGUCUGGGAAGGUGGCUAGGAUGGGAACAUGGUAAUAGCCUACGGGCUUCCUUGAUUUGGAUUGGAAAGGAAAGGAGGGAAAGGAGGAAACGGUCGAAUGUUCCGACUUGAUUGAACGAUUUUCCGGUGAUCGUGGUUGUAUUAGUCCUGCCAUCUCCUGUGCUUGUAUAUAUCGAGAUGAGAUGUGGACACUGCAAUAAUAAUCUAAUGCGUAGAAAAGUUUAUAAAUUUGGUUUUGAC